Molecule: messenger RNA, 1606 nt
Organism: Carassius carassius (crucian carp)
Lineage: Eukaryota; Metazoa; Chordata; Actinopteri; Cypriniformes; Cyprinidae
Gene: rusf1
Product: RUS family member 1
Exons: 15
Coding region: 118-1449 (443 amino acids)
Source: RefSeq, a predicted model, not a curated record
CGGAAGCAGAAACUCCUUUACGUAUGCGUAAUGUACGAACUCACACAGUGUGGCAACAUACAGAAAACUCUACUGCAUUCAAAAAUAUAUUUUGUUAUAUAAUGUGCAUGAGGUGCAAUGUGUAAGACUACUGUUACAAUGGCAGAGAAGGAGGACUGUGAAGGGGUGAUAGCCUCAGAGCGCUAUGGCUCACAGGAGUCAUGGAAAUACAUGCUGAAUGAUGAUGGGAGGAUGAAGCGACAGAAGGAUGCAGCGGACGGCAGACUGGCGGGAAAUUCGAUCUCUGGCGUGUUUAAAAGUGUGUUCCUGCCUCAGGGCUAUCCCGAGAGUGUCAGUGAGGAUUACUUACAGUAUCAGCUCUGGGACACUGUGCAGGCAUUUUCCAGCUCUCUGUCUGGCACGCUCGCCACUCAGGCUUCACUGAAGGGUGUUGGUGUUGGAAAUCAAGAAGCAACAGUUGCAGCAGCUACAAUAACGUGGCUGCUGAGGGAUGGAACUGGGAUGCUGGGAAGAAUAGUUUUUGCUUGGCUCAAAGGGAACAAGUUAGAUUCUGAAGCCAAAAAAUGGAGGCUCUUCGCUGACAUUCUUAAUGACGUGGCAAUGUUCAUGGAGAUUGCAGCCCCUCAUUUCCCUCCUUUUUUCACUCUAAUCGUCUGCAUUGCUGGGAUAUUUAAGUCCAUUGUAGGAGUCGCUGGUGGAGCAACAAGAGCUGCCUUAACUGUCCAUCAGGCUCGCAGAAACAACAUGGCUGAUAUCUCCGCCAAAGAUGGGAGCCAGGAAACCCUGGUGAACCUGGCAGGACUGCUGGUCAGCCUGGCACUCAUCCCGCUUGUGACAGAUAACCCCUUGUUGACGUUCAUCCUGUUCUUCCUGUUCACUGUUCUCCACCUGUUUGCCAAUUACAAAGCGGUUCGUUCUGUGGUUAUGGAAACGCUUAACGAGGCUCGCUUGUCCUUAGUCCUGCAUCAGUACCUGCUUGAUGGUCAACUGCUCAGUCCAGUGGAGGCCAAUCAGAAGGAGCCCGUGUUCUUGUCGCUUGGAAGAACAGUUCCCAUAAAGUUUGGUGUGAGGCUUGGAGACAUUGUUCAAGAGCCAGGAGAACUGCAGCUGGCGUUGAAGAACAACAGCAAACCGUAUCUCAUUGGAAUCAAAAAUGGUACUGUGUGUGUGUGUCUGGGAAGCGAUGCUUCUGUGCGUGAUGAAAUCAUGGCAGCGUGUCAGGCCUUGUGUCUUCGUGCUGUGCUGCUGGAUGAUUCCUCUCUGAGCGGUGCACUCAAGCAGCUCUCAAACACUAAGGACCCAUGGGAGUUAGUAUCACAGAGUCAUAAGAUGAUUAAUCACAUUUUCCAGACAUUCCUAAAAGAAUUGGAUCAAGCAAAGUGGCAAACAGACCGGACACUGCUGGACUGGAAUGAGUGGCGUGUGGAAUGGAGCAAAAAGAGAAGCUAAAGCAAAUUUUGAAAGAAAUAGCAGCUGGAUGUUUUGGUUUUGACUGAUAUUCACUUUGAAACAUCUGUCAGUUUUAAAAGAUUUGAAGCGCUGAAAGUGUGCAGAUUUCUGCCAGUGUCUUAAAUAUACCAUACAAAUAAAAACAAAGAGGAGCGAA